AGACUUUCUCAACUUGGCCGUUGCAUUUCCAAUAUUCAACUCCCUGCUGUUCUAAAAAGUCUUGUCAACACGCUGUCAAAAAGGAGACAGCACGACGUCGUUCUGAAAUCUCCGAUUUUCCGGCGUAAAUUCCUUAGCUUCCGGCAUCUGAUGGUGAUCGCCGACGAGAAGGACGGUAAAGUUUGGGGACUGUUCAAGCUCCCUUUUCGAAACGCACAGUCAACUACGACUUCGCGUUCUUCUUCGCAUAAUACUCUUCAUUACCGCAGUCAACAGCAUCAAUCUCUCGGAAAUACUUCUCUGGAUGAUGGAUCGGUUCCUCGUAGCAACAGUUCCAGCUCCGUUUCUUCAGUAGCCAGGUCUUUGCUUCCUGCACGCCGUCGGUUGAAACUUGAUCCUUCCAAUAAGCUCUAUUUUCCUUAUGAACCUGGUAAGCAAGUUCGAAGUGCUAUCAAGAUAAAAAACUCUAGCAAGUCUCACGUAGCUUUCAAGUUCCAAACAACUGUACCCAAAAGCUGUUUCAUGCGUCCUCCCGGAGCAAUUCUCUCCCCUGGUGAGAGCAUCAUUGCAACUGUAUUCAAAUUUGUAGAGCAUCCGGAAAAUAAUGAAAAACCAAUGGACCAGAAAAGCAAAGCAAAGUUCAAGAUCAUGAGCCUCAAGGUGAAAGGACCGAUGGACUAUGUACCUGAGCUGUUUGAUGAGCAAAAGGACCAAGUAGCUAUAGAGCAAAUUCUGCGAGUUAUCUUUCUCGAUGUGGAACGUCCUAGCCCAACUUUGGAAAAAUUGAAGCGCCAGCUGGCGGAGGCAGACGCUGCUCUUGAGGAACGCAAGAAGCCUGCGGAAGAUACAGGUCCAAAGAUUAUUGGUGAAGGGCUCGUCAUAGAUGAAUGGAAGGAAAGAAGAGAGAGAUACCUAGCUCGGCAGCAAGUUGAAGGCGUCGUAGAUUCUGUAUAAUUUACAGGUCUUGUUUCGAGAUCUUUAGCUUUGGUUGGAAAAGAUACCAGUCUGAUUGUUGUGUUUAAUUGGUUGUUGUAAGAGAUAUUAUGUUACUGGUGUGUGAUACUAAACACAUUAGUAUAACAUUCACAGGAGAGAGUUUCAAUGUCCAAUCACAGUGACUUGGCGUAGCCACAAAGCUGUAUAUAGAUGUCAUUCCUUUAAGUAAUGAGAAGAUUUUCGGUUUAAAGGA
Molecule: messenger RNA, 1189 nt
Organism: Solanum dulcamara
Lineage: Eukaryota; Viridiplantae; Streptophyta; Magnoliopsida; Solanales; Solanaceae
Product: vesicle-associated protein 4-2
Exons: 7
Coding region: 151-954 (267 amino acids)
Biological process (GO): endoplasmic reticulum membrane organization
Cellular component (GO): plasma membrane; endoplasmic reticulum membrane
Source: RefSeq, a predicted model, not a curated record